AUGAAAGUGGUUGACGCUUUCCGUAUGGGACUGGGUCCUCGUAUCGAUCCGGAACAGAGAAAGAGUAUCAGCUCGUUAGUGCUUCGACAUAGCCAAAACGCGAAUAUCGAAUUUGCGGAUGCCGAUGCUCCGGACGUCUGA
This is a messenger RNA of Echinostoma caproni, 141 nucleotides long. The record is from the annotation of a GenBank genome assembly. Lineage: Eukaryota; Metazoa; Platyhelminthes; Trematoda; Plagiorchiida; Echinostomatidae.